Lactuca saligna is the source of this 906-nucleotide messenger RNA. Lineage: Eukaryota; Viridiplantae; Streptophyta; Magnoliopsida; Asterales; Asteraceae. The record is from the annotation of a GenBank genome assembly.
AUGUCUCCCAACACAAAAUCUAUUGAAAAUUUUCUUCCCAACUCGAUUUGUUCAAGUAACAAUCUAUCCAAACCAAGAAUGGCGAGUUACCCUUUUAUGGAAUCCGAAUCUAAUCAAGGAUUCUUGAAAGAUUGGAUCUCUUUAUACGCCUCAACUCCUUUUGAGUUGAAUGAUAAACGCAUUCGACUUAUGAACACUCCUUCAAGUGAUUCUCUCAAUGAGGUUCACGAAAAACCGUCGGGUAGGAAAAAAACCAAUAAUGUGGAAAUUGAUGGGAAAGUAAACAUGGAGUUGUGGGGAAAAGGAAAUGGUAGACGCCAAUGGAGUCUUGUAGAAGACAUGUUGUUGGUGCAACUAGUGUAUCAAUAUGGAGCCAAGAAUUGGUCCCGCAUUGCUGAAAAGUUCCCUCUGAGAAUUGGAAAGCAAUGUAGAGAGAGAUGGCAAAAUUAUUUGAGGCCAAAUAUCAUGAAAAAUGCAUGGACCGAAGAAGAAGACAAGUUACUAAUUUCAUUACACCAACAAUUCGGCAACAAAUGGGCAGAUAUAGCAAGAAGGAUGCCAGGAAGGACAGAAAACAACAUAAAAAAUCAUUGGAAUGCUACAAAAAGAAAACAAUUUUUAAACAAGAAUCAUGAAAAGACCAAAACCCCCUCCCUUUUAAAAGAUUACAUCACAAGAAUUACUUCUUCCUCUUCACCCAAUCAUCAAAUCAACAUCCAACAACCACCAUCCCUGGUGGUGGACCACACAACAACUGAUUCCGUGGUUGGUUAUAAGCCUGCUGAGCUGGCGCCUGAUGAAAGGGAUCUUGAUUUUCAUUUUGAUGAUGUGUCAUCUCAAUUGGUUGCUGAGUUAGUGUUUGAUCCAACAAAGGAGAUGGAUUUUCUGAAAUUAUUCUGUCAAUAG